This is a messenger RNA of Ruditapes philippinarum (Manila clam), 6908 nucleotides long. RefSeq lists its product as uncharacterized. The record is from RefSeq and is a predicted model, not a curated record. The transcript has 2 exons. The coding region runs from base 314 to 3520 and encodes 1068 amino acids. Lineage: Eukaryota; Metazoa; Mollusca; Bivalvia; Venerida; Veneridae.
UUAUACAAUAAACAUUUUUGAAAAUUUAAUGAAUAAAACACAAUUAUUUGUAUUAUAUUUUAUGUUGUAGGAGAUAAAAAGACUCAAAGUAGAAGGCUCUCCUCAACAAAAACAGUCAGAAUUUGAAAAGGCUAAAUCAGAAUGGCGGAAAAAGUUGAUUGAACAGUAUCAAAAAACCCUGCUGCAAGUUCCUACAAAACCUUUACAACCAAAAAGUGAAAAAUGUAGCUUUAAUGAGAUUUAUAUUAGGCCUAAAAUAACGAGGGAAAUAAAAGGAAAAAAGGGGGAGACAAAGGAGGUGGAUGUUGAAACAAUGUCUGAAAUCUUCACAAUGAACGGAGUCCCCCAAAAAUCUGUAUAUGUUAUAGGAGAUGCAGGGUCAGGAAAAACUAGUUUUUGUAAAUAUCUGGUCAACUGUUGGUGUUUGUCACACAGUGAGGAACAUGGAGCUGGCAAUGAAAAUGAUGAUGGCAGUGGUAAACCUGAAGGUGACAGUGAAAAACAUGGAGGUGACAGUGAAAAAUUUGGAGGUGAUGAUGAGACACCUGGAGUUGGCAAUGAAUUUGAAGAUGGCACUGCAGAACAUGGAGUAGAUAAUGAAGGAAAUGAAACACAUGUUGGUGUCAAUGAAAUUGAAGAUGGCAGUGAGGAACAUGGAGGUGAUAAUGAAGAACAUGAUAAAAAGAGAAUCAACAUUGUAAAUGAAGAGGUAAAGGGGACACAUAGUGGAGACAUUGAAAACGAAGAGGGCAGUAAGACACAUGGAGGUGUUAAUGAGAAACGAGGAAAUGAAAAACAUGUGGGUGGCAUUAAGAAAAAUGGAAGUGACAGUGAUGACAUUCAAGAUAACAACGAUGAAUCCCACAAUGAUGACUCUGAUGGUGACUCCAUGCCUUCCGAAUCUGACAUUUAUGACUCUGAUAUCUUUAAUAACUCUGAAUCCCAUAGUGACGACUCUGAUGGUGACUUAAUACACUCCGAAUCCGAUAGUGACGACCCUUAUACUGACUCCACAGACUCUGAAUUUGACUUUGAAUUUUACAGUGAUGACUAUGAAUAUGAUAGCAAAAAUUAUGAACUUGAAUUCAAUGGUGUAAAAGAGAUGAAAAAAUUUGACUUUGUAUUUUACAUCCCUCUAAGACAGUAUAAUCAAAACAUUGACACUAUUGAUGAAAUGCUUCUAAAACGUUAUCAAAUGAAAAUGUUAAACACACUUCUUGAAGAGGAAUCCUCUAGAGUAAUGAUUUUGCUUGAUGGCUUAGAUGAAUGGUCCUCUGAAAAUGUCCCACAGCAUAGCAUCUUUAAGGAGUAUACAAUAUUAACUACUUCGCGGCCAUGGAAAUUUCAUACAUUAAGACCAACUAAUGUUGAUAUUGAAGAGUCGCUGAAUCUGAAAGGGUUUGAUUUUAGAUGUGAAAGGGAAAUGGUAAAUAGGACAGUCUCACAAUUAAAUGUAAAUAGACAUGCUAAUAAACAUCCCAGAGAUUGUAGGAAAAAGCUGAAUCAGAAGUCUCUGGGAAGUUUAAAACAGGUACCAAUUAUGCUACAACAACUGAUAUGUCUAUGGUUUGAUGGUAAACUCGAUAAAACCUCAAGAUGUGCCAUCCACACCGGUAUGUUAGAAUUAUUCUUCACCUGGAAUGACAUGAAAACUACAGGAACAAGUACUCGACUCAUGAAGGGGACCCAGAAAGUAGAUCUUCCUAAAUAUUUAGCCGAUAAAACCAAAUUAAGAUUAAAUCGCCAUUUUAUUUAUGAAGUAUCACAGUUGGCUUAUGAGACACUAUUUAAUUGUUCGAAGGAUAAGUCUUUGACAUUUGACAUUUGUAUGUUUGAUGAACUAGAAAUAUCAGAUGAAGUAAGAGAAAAUUGCUUGAAACUUGGAAUAAUUACAGAAGAUGAAUGUCCAAGUUUAUCUGUAUCAGAACCACCAAGCUCAUUGUUCUCCUUUAUUCACAAAUCAAUGCAAGAAUUUCUGGCUGCAGUGUAUAUUGGCAUCAAUUUCAAUGCAAAAAUUGGGUUGUCAGAUAGUACAGGAAAUGUUGAAUUAGCCAAAAAGUUUAUUGAUGAGAUUUUUCAGAAAUGUCUAACAGUCAAUGACAUAUUAGAGCAGUCAAAUGUAAUUAUUAUGCUAUCUGGUCUUGAACCUAGAUUAGCAACUCAUGUUUCAAAAUACAUAUAUGAUACUGUGUCAGAAGACUCUCGUGUUCAGGAAUACAGGAGAACAAUAAGUGUUCAGGAAUACAGCAGAACAAUAAUUAGUGACAAUUAUAAUUAUAGUAUUAGUAGGGAUCAUCGUUGUAUUACUGAUAUUCAAGAGCUUAUGUUUGAGUCAAUGGAAGAAUUCAAUGCAGCAUGUAGUGUAGGAAGUAAUACGGUAUUUUAUAUAGGAGAUUUGGUCAUUGAUAGACGGGGUCAGUAUUGUGAUAUUGUUUGUUCAAGUAUUGAUCAGCAACAAAUUGUUCCUGACUCUGUUCUGUCUAUUAAGGUAGGUGACAUCAACACAUUUAAUGUUAAAUUUACAAAAUAUUUACCAAUGUUUCAUCACCUUGAAAAAAUUGAAAUAGAGUAUGUAUAUGUACAAAGGUUAUCAAGUACACAAAGUGAUAGAACACAGAGUAAUGAACAGAUGAUUGAUGAGAUAAACAAUUGUGUUCCUGAGACAAUUAAUGUAAAUACUUCAACAUUAAAGUCUCUGUCUCUUGUUGAUUUCUCUUACACUGGCAAGUAUUACCCAGUGUAUAAAACAGUUGUUAGUUACCUACCUAGUAUGAUCAAUCUUGUAGCAAUACAUAUGAAACAUAUAGCAAUGAGUCAUGAUGAUACUACUACAUUUUGUAAUUUUCUUGAGGGAACCAGUCAUCUUGAACAAAUACAUCUUGAUGAUGUUAUAUGUAAGUGUAAGAAGCAGCAUGAUGUAAAUUUAUCAAAACAUAAACAACUUCAGUACCUUGAUUUGAAUGAUACUGUUAGUGUGAUAGAUGCUGAUACUACAAACCUUGAAAUAUUUAAAUUUCAUGAUUUGAUAGAUAGUAAUUAUGAGAAAAUAUUUGAUAUUAUUAGAAAAUCUAGCAAAUUAAAAGAACUUAAAUUGAAUGAAGAAUAUGACAAUAAAUCUCAAUUUUAUCAUACCAACAUAACAAAGAGACUAGUCACAGUAUUACCAUUGUUACACAAUCUCAGUAAGCUUGAGUUAGAUAGAUGUAGGUUAACUGACAAUAUAAUACAGUCACCUUUAGAGAUGAAGAGUUUAAAGAACAUUCGGCUUUUUGAAGUCAUAAUGAGUUUGACAACAUGGAAGAAGUUUGUUGAUAGUCUUCCUGGUAUUCCUCAUACUGUAGAGGUGAGGGUAAGUAGCUGUUAUAUAAUAGGAAAUGGUGAUGAUAUGUUUACAUUGACAUCACUAGAACUUAAAGGAGGGAAGGGAAAUUAUGCUAUACAGUAUGUAAAAGAUAAGGAUCAGCUAUUUCAUGUUAAACAGUAUAAUGGUAAUUGCUUUGACUUUUCAACAAAAAAGUGAUAAAGUAUACAAGUAGUUUAGUUACAUAGUGUUUGAACACUAAUUUUUGUUUUUCUACCUUUUCAACAAAAAUAAUGGUUUGAAUUUUUAACAUAGUGAGAUAAAAUACAUGCAGAUAACAUAGUGUUUGAACUGAAUUAUUUUAUGUGAAAAUUUACAAUAAUUUUUUUGUUGUUAUUUUCUUAAUAAAAGUGAUUCUUAUGACAAGUAAUUAACAUAUUGUUGUGAAGCAAGAGGAUGAAUUUAAUGCAUUAUUAUAACAAUUUAAAUACAAUUUAGAAAAUAAAUAUUGAUGUUUUAUCAAUGUAACAAAAUGUAUUUAUAAUAUUGAAAUUGAAGACAGUAAUAUUCAAUUUUUGUUUAUAAAUAAAUAAAUGAAAGAAAUGCAGUGAAAUAAAGUAAAUAUAUUGAUUUAAUAAAGAUAAAGGUUCUUUUCUAAAGAUCAGGAAUAGUUUGCGGGGAAAAAAUGAUUUGAAAACAGUAAUGUUCUAAUUAUAAAUGUAUAAAUAGGUUUGUAAGUAAACAAGUAAAUAAAUUAAUGAAUAAGUAAAUUAAAUGAAUUAUAUAUCAUAAAACAAAUAUUGAAUGUACAAAGUCAAAAAGGAGGAUGAUGUCAGUUAAUAGGUUGAAAAAGUAAAAUAUACUUUAUUUAUAAUUAAUAAGCCCAUUUCUAAGCACAUUUACUUUUUAUGGUAAAAAAUAGAAUCACACAUUAUAAUAAUCAGGAAUUUGACAAGAGUUAGGGGUUGAAGUUGUUUUUAUUAUCAUUGAACAAAAUUGUAAUAUAUAAAUGGAUACUAUCAUACAUGAAAAUAAAAAAGCACAAAGAGAAUGAUAUAUACAUGCUUAAAUAGUUAUAUGAUAUAUGAUACAAGGAAAUGGUACCAGUUAUAUGUUAUAUAUGACAAGAGAAUGGUAUAUAUAAAUACCAGUUAUAUGAUAUAUAUAUGACAAGGGAAUGGUAUAUAUAGAUACCAGUUAUAUGUUAUAUAAGACAAGCAAAUGGUAUAUAUAGAUACCAGUUAUAUGUUAUAUAUGGCAAGCGAAUGGUAUAUAUAAAUACCAGUUAUAUGUUAUAUAUAUGACAAGGGAAUGGUAUAUAUAUAGUUAUAUAUACCAGUUAUAUGAUAUAUAGGACAAGGGAAUGGUAUAUAUAGAUACCAGUUAUAUGUAUAUAGGACAAGGGAAUGGUAUUUAUAUAUACCAGUUAUAUGAUAUAUAGGACAAGGGAAUGGUAUAAUAAUAACCAGUUAUUUGAUAUAUUGGACAAGGGAAUGGUAUUUAUAAAUACCAGUUGUAUUAUACAUUAUACUAAGGACAAGGGAAUGGUAUAUAUAAAUACCAGUUAUAUGAUUUAUAGGACAGAGGAUCAGUAUAUAUUAUUACCAAUUAUAUGAUAUAUAGGAUUAUAUGAUAUAGAGGAAUUGUAAUUUUUUAUUUGAAUACCUGUUAGAUGUGAGGACAAGUAAAUGGUAUGCUAAUUUUUUUCAUGGAGAUGAGGACUACUUACAAGUUAUAUUUUAGAAAUUCCUUCUUUGAUUGUUUUAUAUGGUAAGGAUUGAAAAAGGGGAAAAAUUAUAAUUAUGCAAAAACAAUUACUUUGUACAAGUUAAUAUUAUUAGUCAGUAUCAGUCAUGUGUAUAUCUAAAGGGGCUUCACUUAGGAUUUUUGACAUGUUCGGAAUUAAAUUUUCUUGAUUUUUUUAGAUUGAUAGGAUGAGAAUAUUCUUGAGGUUUCCUACUAUUUCAAUAUAACUAUUAACUUGUGUGCAAAAAAAUUAGAUCAUUCUUUAGAUCAAGCUGUAUCUCCAUUACAACUUCGGGUGGAUUAGAACCUCACGCACAUAUGAGAGUUAUAGGCAGUCUCUGUCCGAGGACCAUGAAUAUAACAUAAAUUUUGACAGAGUUAUUGCCCUUUUUGAAGUUAGACAGUUCUGCAGUCGCCAUCACUGUGGAUAGCUGAGCACACUGUGCUGUCGAGAGCUCUUGUGGUUCAAAAUGAUAUAAAUGUUUAUAGCUUAACUCCCCUUAAAAUUACACACAAUUAAUAUCAAUUUUCAAUUUUAGUUUUUUUUUCUUGAGAAAUAGUAUUAUUCUUAUAUGCCCGAAAGAGGGUGUCCGUCCGUUUGUCCGUCCGUUAGCAAUAUGGUUUCCAGAGCAUAACUUAAGUUCCAUUUGGCCCACAAUAUUCAAACUUCAUAGGAUAUUGUCCAUAUUGGGUAGAAGACCCUUAUUGAUUUUGGGGUCACAAGGUCAAAGGUCAAGGUCACAAUGACCUUAAAACUGAAAACAGUUUCUGGACCAUAACUUAAGCUCCAUUUAGCCCAAAAUAUUUAAACUGCAUAGGACGAUUGUCCAUAUUGAGUAAAAGACCCUUAUUGAUUUUGGGGUCACAUGGUCAAAGGUCAAGGUCACAAUGACCUUAAAACUGAAAACAGUUUCUGGAACAUAAGUUCCAUUUGGCCCAAAGUGUUCAAACUUCAUACGAUGAUUGUCCAUAUUGGGUAGAAGACCCCUAUCGAUUUUGGGGUUACAAGGUCAAAGGUCACGGUCACUAUUACUUUAAAACUGUAUAACGUUUCAAGAACAUAACUUAAGUUCCAUUUGGUCCACAAUAUUCAAACUUCAGAGGCAUGAAUUGCUAUUUGAAGGAGGUAAUACUUUAUUUAAUUCUCAUGUCUUACAAAUGCUUCAACCUUACUAAAAAACAAUCAACACUUUUGAGCAUAUAAUGCUCCGCCUCAGCGGUGCUCUUGUUAUAUUUUUCCGUAUUAAGUUUCCAAAUUAAUCUGUUUUGGAAUUUCUACUUUAAUUUUUUAUUUAGGGUUUUGGACCUCAGUGGAGCUUCUUUAAGUGAACUUAAAUGCUUAUUUUUUUUGUAAAUUAUAUAGAUAAACUUAAGGUAAAUGAGUAUAAACAUGCCUAUCUGUAAAUUAAGAUGUACAUAUUAGGAAUAUUAUACCAGUUUGUGGCUGCCCCUCAGGUAUAUAUUCCCUUUCUCGGCUGUCCCGAGGGUAAUUUGCCAGUUCUUAGCAGCCUCUCUUGGAUAUAUACCAGUUUUUGACUACACUAAGGAAAUGUAUUAUGGCAGAAAUAUCUGUAAGUCUAUAAUUACUCAGCUUGUUUCAAUAUUGCAGUAAAAUGUUACAUUUGUCUUGUUAUUUCUUGAUUUUCGGCACAUUUAAGUACCAUUACUUUGAAAUAAAAUUUACCAUUAAAGGAUUGCCUAGCUUUUGAAAUAUUGUGCACUGAGAAAAUGUAAAUUUUAAUUCAAUCAGUAUAAAUGUGAAUGGGUAACCCAUACAUAUAAACAAAUACACUUCAUUUGUGAUGAUUGUAGUUCAGCCCAGUAUCUGUGGAUUCAUAUGAUGUUAAGACUGAAAAUUAAA